Xyrauchen texanus (razorback sucker) is the source of this 3044-nucleotide messenger RNA. It is a transcript of the gene cga, whose product is annotated as glycoprotein hormones, alpha polypeptide. Gene Ontology annotation, cellular component: extracellular region; follicle-stimulating hormone complex. Gene Ontology annotation, biological process: thyroid hormone generation; positive regulation of steroid biosynthetic process. The transcript has 3 exons. Gene Ontology annotation, molecular function: follicle-stimulating hormone activity. The coding region runs from base 2292 to 2735 and encodes 147 amino acids. NCBI's taxonomy places the organism in Eukaryota, Metazoa, Chordata, Actinopteri, Cypriniformes, Catostomidae. The record is from RefSeq and is a predicted model, not a curated record.
AGCUAUCGUCUGGAUCCUGACCCUAUGUUUGAUGCUUGAUCUGACUAAAACCACAGGGAAAUUAAGAAAUUACUGAUAUGUAUUAGUUUACAUGGCCUAGAGGUAAAUGACCAACUCUAUGUUCAUUGUAUGGAUAACACUUGUUAACUUAAGAAAAUCCUGGCCUUUUAAAACAUAGCUGUCUGUAUAAAUCAGUCUUCAUGCACUGAGCUAAUAAAGUGCCUGACGUGGUCUUCUGCUGUUGUAGCCCAUCCACCUCAAGGUUCGAUAUGUUGUGCAUUCUGAGAUGCUAUUCUGCACUCUACAAUUGUACAGAGCGGUUAUCUGAGUUACCGUAGUCUUUCUGUCAGCUCGAACCUGUCUUAACAUUCUCUCUUUCUCAUCAACAAGGCGCUUCUCUCCGCAGAACUGCCACUCAAUGGAUGUUUUGUGUUUUUGUCACCAUUCUGAGUAAACUCGAGAGACUGUUGUGUGUGAAAAUCCCAGGAGAUCAGUAGUUACGGAAAUACUCAAACCAGUCCGCCUGUUACCAACAAUCAUGCCACGGUCGAAAUACUGAGAUCACAUUUUUCCCCAUUCUGAUAGUUGACAUGAACAUUAAAUGAAGCUCCUGACCCGUAUCUGCAUAUUUUAUGAAUUGCACUCCUGCCACAUGAUUGUUUAUGAUAAUUGCAUGAAUAAGUAGAUGUACAGGUGUUCUUAAUAAAGUUCUCAGUGUGUGUACUUCUCAUUUACUGGUCUGACUAGGGUCAUGUCAUACAUGAGCUCCCUCCUGACUGGAAGUGUAUGUCUGUUUUCUGAAAAUGUUUGUUAUUUUCUGCAUGUCUUCACAUCUGAAUAUAUGAUUUAUAAUAUGGCUUAUGAUUUCAGCCCACAUGUAGCAUACUCCAAGCAAUGUACUACAGGCUGCUGUACAUAAUAAUGUACAUAUUCCCAGAGCACAUUCUGAUGGUAAAGCAUUCAACUUACAUUUGUAAGGUGUUGUCUUCACAGAAGUUUCGCUAGUUGCAACAUUCACUAUUCAUUUCAAUUGUUUUGUCAGACUAGCUUUGCAGCCUCAUAACUGAACUCCUGCUACGUAGGGAAAUCUGCGACCACUGAGUGUAUGAAGUGUCCAACAUUCCACACUCUUCAGUUGAAGAAGUACAGCAUCUGGAUACUCGUAUUACCCUUCUUUUUGCUGCAUUUUCAGUGAAAACAUUCUACUUACACUGCUAAAUGGCAUAGAAUAGUGCUGAAGUGUGCGAUUUCGGACACACCGUGAGAGAGGAAGAGAAUCAGCCAAGCAAACAGAACCAAACACCGCUCCACUGAUAAGUAAUAAACAUAACCUACGUGUUAUAAACCUACAUGUGUCUGAGUAUUUCUUAUGUGUCUACUAUGAUGCUUGUGUGUAAUAUACAGAAACUAAUGUCUCACUGUCGCAAAAUAGCAUAUCAUAACUGCUGCCCUGAUUCUACGGUCCCUGUGGCUCUGCAGGUAGAUAAAUCACAGCCAAAAAUCUAUGAAUGUACAAUGUUGCUUUUGAGAAUAUUGGAGCAUCCUUUGCCCUUUUCUACAAUGAUAUCAAUUUGUUUUUAAUCUUGCAUACUCUUCUCCAUCUGGCUUGGAAAAUAUUGAAUUACAUUUGCAUCAGGCAUGAAACAGCACGAUCCAAACCAAGGACUUGUGGAUUUACUGCAGAUGGAAAGAUUGAGAGAUAGUCAAGACAAGCGAGCAAUUAUCCUUGACACUUGAUACUAUGUGUAGAGAGAUGAAGAACAACAGUAAUUACUGAUGAAUUAAUGUUACAGUCUUCAACAUACAAUUUCAAGAAUAGAAUAGAAUAUAAAUAGUAAAUAGAAUAAAGGAAAUGCGUUCUCUACAAGUGAGUGUGUGCUUUUUCAAACAACAAUGUAAUCCUGAUCUAAGUCUGAAAUCUCAAAGACAAAAUUGGUCAGUCCAUAUGCAGUUCUUUCCUUCAUUUACCUAAUGGACUACAAGGUCACCGAGGGAACAACCACAUAUUCAGUCACGCAAACACACACGCACACACACACACAUGCACACGUGCGCACACACACACACACACACACACACUUAAUGCAGCAGACGUAAGCAAGGUGUAAAAGGUAUUUAAACCUGUGCCUGUGUGUUUUGUGUGGUUUUGAGCAAGCAGAUCGAUCACCUCUCACAGGAAGACAAGAACAAAGGUAAUAUUUCAAAUCAAAUCACCUGAGCUUAAAGAAUAUCUUUCAAAUGGACCAUUGCCACAUUACAGAUUCUCAGAUGAAUGAUUAUGGUGUGCAUGUAUGUCAAUAUUAUUUAAUUUAAGUGAAUUCCUUUUUUCAUCUAGGUGUUUUAUAUUUCUUUGUUUUCUUUCUAUUAUAGCCAUCAUGUAUUGGACCCUUAAAUACGCUGGAGCAAGUAUAUUAUUGUUGUUAAUGCUUAUUCAACUUGGACAACUAUACCCAAAAAAUGACAUGUCUAACUUUGGAUGUGAGGAGUGCAAACUCAAGGAGAACAACAUUUUCUCAAAGCCUGGGGCUCCUGUCUAUCAGUGUAUGGGAUGCUGCUUUUCUAGAGCUUACCCCACUCCCCUGAGGUCCAAGAAAACCAUGCUUGUCCCAAAGAAUAUCACAUCAGAAGCUACAUGCUGUGUAGCCAAAGAAGUUAAACGGGUACUUGUCAAUGAUGUCAAACUAGUGAAUCACACAGACUGCCACUGCAGCACCUGUUACUAUCACAAGUCUUAAAGAUACAUUAUAGCAUUCCAGAUUUUGUUUUGGCUACAUCUAAUUAUAUUCUCUUAUCGUCCUGUCAUUUUUGCUCAAAUGCUUGUUUUCUUUACUUAAAUUAGACUGACUAUAAUGUAUUUAAGGUGAACAUGCUCUUAUUAUUUUGUUGUAUAGCUGUGCCAAUAUAUAUUUAUGUUCAAUAGUUAUGUAAACCUUUCAAAGUUCUUACAUUUUCAAACCCCAAUUUUGUCAUUGCUGGAAAAUCAAGUUGUCUUAAUUAAAAAUUACUUGAAAUGUCAAUAUUUUGGGCUUAUAACUCAUAGACGU